This is a messenger RNA of Olea europaea var. sylvestris, 1803 nucleotides long. RefSeq names its product dehydration-responsive element-binding protein 2C-like. Gene Ontology annotation, cellular component: nucleus. The record is from RefSeq and is a predicted model, not a curated record. Bases 343 to 1446 code for a protein of 367 amino acids. Gene Ontology annotation, molecular function: DNA-binding transcription factor activity; transcription cis-regulatory region binding. NCBI's taxonomy places the organism in Eukaryota, Viridiplantae, Streptophyta, Magnoliopsida, Lamiales, Oleaceae. Gene Ontology annotation, biological process: response to stress; positive regulation of DNA-templated transcription. The transcript is spliced from 2 exons.
AGUCCAUUUCUGUGGGCUGGAGUUCUGCGGGUAGAUUUUUAUUUAUUUGUUGGUGGAAAAUGAAUUGAAGCUGAAGGGCUUGAUUAGUUUGCUUUCAUUUCUUUGCCAUGAAGAAAAUCGGUUUGCUUAGUCGGUGUGGUUAUUUUUGAAGACUCGGCAGCGUUACCUGGUUUUCCUAUUUAUAUGAGAGAAAUGUUGUGGGAGAACCAGCUAAAAGUUUGGGACAGUGACACUGAAGUAUUUUGUUUGAUGGUGGAAUUUGAAUUUCCAUUAGCACUUUGUAUUUGAAGAUCAAUCUACGACUGAUAAGACCUCACAAACUACUUUAGUUUCGCGUAAUGGAUGGCACUUUUGGAUCAAUCUUCUAAUCCUGUUUCUCAACCCAUUGACUUCACCAGAAAGAGGAAGUCAAGAAGUAGAAAGGAUGCACCGAAAAAUGUAGCAGAAACAAUUGCAAAGUGGAAGGAAUACAACAAUAAAUUCAAUUCUCAGAAUGAUGAAAGUAAGGUAGCGCGUAAAGCUCCUGCCAAGGGAUCGAAGAAAGGAUGUAUGAAGGGUAAAGGAGGUCCUGAAAAUGCUCGUUGCAAUUACAGAGGCGUUCGACAGCGGACAUGGGGUAAGUGGGUUGCUGAAAUUAGAGAGCCGCACAGGGGUAGUAGGCUAUGGUUGGGUACAUUUAGCAAUGCGAUUGAAGCUGCUAUUGCUUAUGAUGAGGCUGCAAGAGCAAUGUAUGGCCCUUGUGCUCGGCUUAAUUUUCCCACUUGCCAUACGAUGAAUGAGUUGAAGAAAGAGUAUAGUUCUUUGCGAUCUACAUCAACAUCUGAUUCCACAACUUCUAGUGUCUCUGAUGUUUGUCUGGCAGACCGUACGGGGCCUCAGGCAGAUGCUCUGAAGAUGAAAGAUGAAGAUGCUGAGGGUGAAUCACGGACAAACAACAAUGGGCAUUCGCUGUUGGGAGAGGCUGGUCGUGCACUGAAUGCGGAAAUAAAGGAGGAACCUAUGGAGGAAAUAAGGAAAGAUCCCCCUCGAUGCUUGGAUAUUACUGAAAACCAUAGGUUCAAUACGAAGGAAGACCCUAUAUAUUUCAAUCGAAGUUUGGAGGCUGGGCAAAAUCCAUUAGACGGCUUGUCUUGGGAUGAAAUGUUUGAUGUGGAUGAGUUACUGACCACAUUAGACUCCACUAGAUACAAUUCCUCAGAGCCCAAGGGAUUGGAGUCGCAUGGUGGUCAAGCAGGGCAAUUCACUUAUGGCACUGUGCAAGCUUCAGAUUUGUCAAACCACUUGCAGAACUCUGAUGGAAAGUUGCUCAGUACUUCACCCCACAUGGAGCAGGCACCUUCUGCAGAUGAUUAUUGUUUUGAUUUCCUAAAACCGGGAAGACCAGAGGAUUUCAAUUUUACCUUGGAUGAUCUGUUACUUGAUUUGUAUUCAAACUUGGCACCAUAAGCUGUUAAAGACUCGAGCUGAUUGAGAAGUGGCGAUGAAUUUUCUUUCUUGGUAUGAUAUUCAAGUUGGAGUAGGAGUUAGCAUCUGGAUCAUCCAGAACGAGGAUCUCUUAGAAACAGGAGCAUUUUUUUAACGUUAUAGUUGGUGUCAAUGUAUUAACUUAAUUCGUUUUCUUGAUUUCACAUCAAGCUGAUUUUCUUCAAGUUUUUAGGUUAGGAGAGCCUGCUUCUAAAGUAGUCUUCAUCUUGUGCUGAUCACGAUACUUCGGUGUUCAUAGUAAGCUAGUAGCUGAAAAUCCCAACUUUUUUUCGAGGAGUUGUGCCUAUUUGUAAUUAAUUUUGUAUUUGUUACUUGGAA